This is a messenger RNA of Cebus imitator (Panamanian white-faced capuchin), 1081 nucleotides long. RefSeq lists its product as uncharacterized. The transcript has a single exon. The record is from RefSeq and is a predicted model, not a curated record. NCBI's taxonomy places the organism in Eukaryota, Metazoa, Chordata, Mammalia, Primates, Cebidae. Bases 316 to 879 code for a protein of 187 amino acids.
UGACCCCCCUGGUCCCGUGGAGGGGGUCUGGGCCUACCCUUCACAAAUGCCUCUCAAGGACAGUUCAGAUAAAGGGCCCCGCACAGAAACAGUGACUUCCCCUUGCCUUUUGCACAUGCACCUGGAAAAGACACAGAAGCCAACCUGAGAACUCCUGGUGCUAUUUUCAACGAGACGUAGAGCUGAACAGCAGUGAGAAAAGUCUGCAGGAACUGCCGCCUGAGCCACGCCGGAGAACCGAAGGCCCCACCGGCCCUGGCCUCGAAGGCGUGUGCCCAUGCAGCCGCCCAAAUGCGCACGUGACAGCAAGGCCAGAUGGGUGUGGGGUGCACAGGUAGCCGCAACCCUCUCAGGCACUGCAGCCACAGAACAUCAGAGCCAGUGAGUGCCAUGCAGGCCAUGGCCUCAGAGAACCUGACUGUGCUGGGUGGAAAAACAGGACGCCGGAGCCCACCAGACAGCGCCGAUGAGCAGAGAAGCUCGGAGAGCCGGUGUCACACGACGGCAGGAAGGGUGACAACCUCAGUCGGAAACCAAGACGGAACUCAGGCCCGCCACGUCACCCCAGAGGCUUUUCCAGCACUCCUGAUGUUCCGUACUGGCCUUAAAACUAACUUUGGAGAAGCCAGGGGCGAGGAGGCAGGAAACCCCUCCAGCUGGAGGCACCCUGGCGUGCCAGCCACAGAGCACCCUGAAGUCACCGUCAUCCCAGUCCCUGGCAUUCCCACUGCCCUCCGGGGCUACCGCACUGCUUCAGCUGGGGGCACAGGGGCAUGGCAGAGGCGUGGGAAGCGGCCUCCCCACCGGCACUGGGAUUGGCUGGUCCAAGCCCAGAACUGGAUUCACUCCACAACGCACACAUACCUGGGGCUGUUUUGAAUACAGAGCAGCAGGUGGGUUAUUUAUUUAAAAUGUGUAUUGUGCUGUAUGACGUUUCAGAAACAUAAAUGGCAUUCUGUUAUUUAUUAAGACCACCUCCAAUUGUUCUCUGGCUGUUUUUUUUUUUUUUCAGUUGUGUCUAGCAAAAUACUUAUCUGCCCUUUGAAAUAAAAAGUUUAAAAAAAAAAACUCAGAACACUCA